AUGCUACAGGGCGUGGCUCCAGCGGUGUUCGGGGGGCGUACGCAGGACAACUACGACAAGCGAAACAACGCAAAGGAAAUCUGGAAAAGCUUUGAAGAAGAGAUUGAUUUAGCUUUGGCAGCCCUGACUGCGAGGACGGCGCCGGACAGCAGCAGUAGAGCCUCCUCUUCGAGCACUUUGAGAAGUCCUCGUCCGGAAGAACAGACACAGCUGGGGGCAGUAGUAGAGACGAAAAUAAAUCCUCUAGUUCCUGCUAGGAGUGCAACACAAACUACUACGUCGUCAAGAAACCAUAAAUUUUCGACCAUUGACAGCUUCUUCGACGAAGAGUGGCUGCAACAAAAAUUCCAAUACCAAAUGCAAAAAUGUCUGGGUCUGGAAGAAUGCAACUUGUGAUGCUGCAUUUGGAUGCCACAAAAAUCUGUAUUGCAUGAGUACCAAAGGGAAUGCAAUUUCUGCUACGCUGAGAAGGCGUUUGUCAUGCGGGAUAGGCAUCAAGAAGCCAUCAAAAAAUCUGCAUUGCUAGGGUAUGCAUCACAGACAUCAUGGCUCAUGCAAAACGUGCAUGACAAGUGUCACAAUCUUCCAGACCCGACACUUUUACGGUUGAUAUCCAAACCGAAAUCACAAAACCGCUGGAAGAGUACGACACGAACUUACAAACUGAGUUUUUCGCUUCACAUAUUGAGAGGAAAAAUCCCCCCUCCCCAUACUGAAAAGGCAUGCUGCUAAAAAUUUGUGAUGCUGAUUUGUGACCACAAAUCCUGCCUCUCUUGCGAGGAGGCAAAUCCAAAGAGUCCGCCGCUUCAUAAUCAUACCGGAGAUUUGUCAUGCUGUUACGCCUACAUCGAAGGCCUCUGCUAUGCUAAGCAGCUACACAAAAACACCCCUGCGCAGGCUGAGGCUUUGCCUGCAGUGCCUCAUUGCAAGACAGAGCUGAUUUGUGUACACAAAUCCAGCAACAGAAAUUUCCGUUUCAAUAUGGGGACGGGGGAUUUUUCAUUUUGAUAUCACAACUGAGUGGCUUGGCGCUAGCUGCAGCUGAUCAACAUAGUCCAACAACCGGUGGCAGCCGUGACGCAACGACCUCCGGCGCAAGAACGAGCGAAAGCAGCACUAGUACAGCGCUCGAGAGUACUAGUAGAACCAGCUCUACUGUUCUUGGAGGUCCACCAGAAAACUACUACACAUCGAACAGCUCCACCCCUCCUGGUACGCCUCCUACCCACCAGCCUGAACUCUAUUACACGAAGCAGUUGCUGAAGUCGACGGAAAUUGAGCUGUACUUUCUGGAGAAAGUGAAGAAGAAGUAUUUGGAAACUUUAAUCAGUUUUGUCAAGACCGUAUGCUGUGCAAAAGUAUCGUACUCGUUGUACUAAUUGCAAAUAUGCAUGACAAAUCUUCCUCCUAAGGUAAAACAGCAUUACAAAUCCCACUUUUCAUCUUCUUGCCGAAAUUUCCUGUAAUGCAAUUACUAUAUAUUAUAUUCAUGCGAAAAAAGAGGUAGACAGAGGGUAAACGAGAGGUGGCCGAGAGGUCAAAAAGAGGUCAAAAGAGGUAAAAAAGAGGUCGACAGAGGUGGAGAGGUGGCGCGGGACCCCCUUUCGAGAGGGUCGGCGAGAGGGUGCGCGAGUAUAGCCCGCCGAAGGCCCCACCUUAAGGCGGCGCCUAAGUGCCUCAGAGGGUGCAGAGAGGUCAAAAAGAGGGGGCGCGAGAGGUCGACAGAGGUGGAGAGAGGUGGCGCGAAUAAGGGGCGACCUCUCGCGGACCCUCUUGGCCACCUCUCGGCCACCUCUGUCGACCUCUACCCGCGAGUAUAGCCGGAUUAUUAGCGGGGACCCCCAAAAGAGGUCAAAAAGAGGGUCUGCGAGAGGUCUGCGAGAGGGUAAAAACGCAAAGUGGCGGGCGCGAAUCCGCAUGGAAGUCCCCAUAUUUGGCACUGCAGGCCAGUCGUGGACUUGUUUUGUUCGGCGCCUUUCCGCGCCACCCUCUCGCGCCACCCUCUCGCGCACCCUCUCGCGCAACCCUCUCGCGCCACCCUCCCGCACCACCCUCCCGCGCCACCCUCUCGCGCUACCCUCUCGCGCCUGGCGGCUUCUGUUCGCCCCCGGUGUUCUUUGCAGCUGCUCCCUGCGCAGAGCGCCCACAGGCGCGGGAAGCGCGCAAGUGGUCCUGCGGGUUGGCGCGGCGCAAACAGGCGGAAAGAGCGGGACUCCAGUAUGUUUCGUUGUGCAUAUUAGACCAAAGAAAUGUGGUCCGAUCGGCAAACAGUCUUGCCCCGGCCCAACAGCCCUGCGCUCCGGCGGCAGCCGGAGCAUGGCUGGUUUAUACUAGUACGCUACUUUUGCAAUGCAUAGAUAGGGGAAAUCAGGGAAAAGGACGAAAUUCUUGACAAUUCGAGCUUCUAUACAACCUACAACGUGAUGAAGGCGAAUUUGCUGGCGAAAAGAUAUCACACGAAAAAGUGUUAACCUUAACGGAAUGCGUGAUGCGGUAACGCAUCAGAAAAGGUGCCCAAAUUUGUAUUGCGUAGCAUGCAUGGGAGGCAAAAUUUGUAAUGCAUGACUGCUACCGUUAACGUUAACCUUAACACUUUUUUGUUUGAUAAAAGGGUGAGCUUUCUCAAGUUCAUGCGGGAAGAUGCGAAGGGGGGUCGUAAAACUAAAAAAGCGGAGCAGGAACAACUUGAUCAAGCAUCUUCACAACAGGAUGCGGAUCAGGAUGGCGCGAGUACAUCGAUCGCGGAGAGGACCACGGAAGAAGUGCACGUGGGCUCCAUGACCCGAAAAUUAGUGAACCAAUUCCUACUUGAGGAAUCUUCGCUCCUGCAAGAUGACAAGGAUCAUAACGGCUACAAAAAUCUUCCUGGACAGAACGCGCAAUCAAUCUUCCCGAUGCUAACGUUCGAGCAUGCGGCUGAACUUUUCUACGAGGCGGUGGCCAAUCUGGUGGUGAAGUACAGUGUGGCACAAAAUGCGUGCUUGGAGGGAGCGAAAAUAAAUCGAAGGAAUUGCGGAGCGGGAGAGCAGGAUGGUAGCUCUUCUAUUCCCAACAUGGAAGUUGACGAGAACGCCGAGGUUCUUGGGCCGGCAUCUGCAGGAGCAGAGUAUUAAGCUACAUGUAGUCUCCUCGCGGAGGCAGCAACUUCCUGAAUACCUCCGGUAGUACCUCGUACCUGCUAGGUGGCGAUCGGGCUCUUUCUUGCGGUCCAACUUAUGAUAAUGUACUUUCUUGUUAUGAUUUUCCUGCUGUCAAGAACAUCAUCGCAAAAAACACAAUAAAAACUGGUGAAAGUUUAAGCUUAUUCCGUACGGUUUCACGACCGCCGAACAGUGGUUGCAGUAGUUUCAACACUCAUGUGCAGUCAAGGUAGUAGUUUUAGUGCAGAAUUCACGACCAGUUGAACUUGUUAGGUAGAGAGAGAAACCCACAACAACGCGGAGAAGAACUCAUCCAUAAUGCUUUUUAUUUCCAGUCACAUACGAUGUAGAUUUGAGUUUUAAACAAAUUUCUCAUGCUUCUGUUUGCCGAACUGCGCCAACUGUACCUAUUUCUGCCUUAAGUUUUACUGCACGACCGAUGACAUCACGACUUCUACUUCUUCUGCCCGUAUUUUUUACCAACUGCUUCCAGCACCUGAAAUUCUUGUUUAUCUGAAAUGAUCAUGAUACAACGCGAAGAACCGUUUCAGAAUCUGACGCUCGAGAAUACAGCAGUAGCACGCACAAUAGGAAUAGCUGCGAAGUAUGAUACAGAUGCAACCCCCACUUGCGGAUCAACGUCUUGUGACGUUAUUUUUGAAUGCACUCAUAGAAAGAGAAAAUACCCUCCAGGAGGACCAGGACGAAAUAUCAAUGCGCGGCUUUUACCCAUACCAUUUCUCUCUGCUUCUUCCAGCUGACAGGACCUGGCAGAAAGUAUCGGCGCUGAAGCAGUUUUGCUUCU
Amoebophrya sp. A120 is the source of this 3945-nucleotide messenger RNA. Lineage: Eukaryota; Dinophyceae; Syndiniales; Amoebophryaceae. The record is from the annotation of a GenBank genome assembly.